UGUGUGUGUGUGUGUGUAGAGAGAGGGAGCGAGAGAGAGAGAGAGAGAGAGUGUGCGUUAAAACAAACCCAGGCAGCCAGUGGGAGAGCAGGAGAGCGGGGAAGAGGCAAAAAGCAUCUGAGGAGGCAGAAGGAACGGGAGUGCGAGAGACAGCUAUGAAAUUCAUCCAAGCUAUUUGCUUACUGCUCCUCUGUCCAGCUCUGAGCCUCAACACCAGACAAAGCUACGAUGGGCUGGAAAAGAAGCUGAAGGAAGUCUUCAGUGAGCGGAGCAGCAUCUUGCACCAGCUCUCCAAGACAUCCAAGGAGCUGGACAGCAUUAAAGGAAACCUCCAGUCACUGAAGAAUGAUGAGUCAGUGGCCAAGACGGACGUGCAGAGGAUCCUGGAGCUGAGCCACAAACAGAGGGAGGAGAUGAAGUCCCUCCAGGCAGCCUUGCAGAAGCAGCUGGACGAGGCAAAUGAGAGAGCCGAGAAGCAGCAGGCCACGAUUAAAUUUCUCAAAGUGGAGAUGGAGAAAAAGACCAAAAUCAUCAAGGAUCUGCAGCAAGAGAACAAGAGCCUGAAGAAUAAACUGCUCUCGGGGCACAAACUUUGCGAUGCCUACGCUGAAGAGUCCAAAAAAAUCCAGGCUCAACUGAAAGAACUGCGGUACGGGAAGAAGGAUUUAAUUUUUAAGGGGCAGCAGCUAAUGGACCUGGAGCACAAGUUAACCGUCGCCAAGGAGGAGCUGGAGAAGACUGCACUGGAUAAGGAGUCCCAGCUGAAGGCGCUGAAGGACACGGUUCACAUCUGCUUCUCCGCUGUCCUGCACAACCAGCCCAGCGGCAGUCACCGAUUUCCCAGCGCCCCCGCCCACUUGUUCAGAUACGCGUCGCUCAUCAACAGCUCCAGAGUCACCUUUCAGCAGCCACACGCCAAGGACAUCUCCAGAGUUCAGAGAAUCGCCACAGACAGUAAAUCACCCGUGAACAUCGGACUAAUGAGGAGAGAGAGCGGCGGAGUCAAAGAGUGCCAGAUGGAAAAGGCUGGGGGCGACUGCUUCCAGAAUCAGACGGCGGAAUCGGCCCUGGAAAGUAAAAAGCUACCAGAGUCACAGCAGCAGAGGAGCCAAGCGCAGACCGGGACGAUCAACACAAAGCGCUCCGGCGACAGCGAGGAGGCAGAGGGAGGCGGCGGCGGCGGCGGCAAAGAGACAAAGCCACACGAGCGCAACUGAGCGGACGGCACGUCAUCCGAACUGCGGAGCUCCUGCGUUGCCUGAAGGAUCUUUCUAAGAGCACACACUUUUGCGCACUCUCACAAAAAAAACUAUGUGCGCCCACAUACACACACAUUUUUAAACACACACACGCUCGAACACACACACACACACACACACACACACACACACACACACAGCAGCUACACGUGCGCAUAUCAGCAUCGUCUGCAAAAGCUGAGACACGGGAAUUGUCAAACUUCAGACUGCCAUCUGAAAACCUUCAUAGUAAAACGGCAUGCAUUCUAGAAAUUCUUUUUCUUUUUCGUUUCUCUUUUUCUUGCAGGUAGCGAUGGCACUGGUAACUCGUUUCAUGAUGAUGCUCAUCUGUUGUUUACUUAUCUGAGUUUUCUUUUUCUUCCGAGUGAGGACACCGCUUUCUAAAUGUGUGAUCUUUCUAGAAAAAUCCCUUUGCACUGGUGAGGUCUGAAACUGUAUCCUGUGAUGAGUAUAAGUCAAUUGAGAAACAAUAAAUACCCCUACUACUACUACUAUAACUACUACUACGACUACGACUACCCAACUUAGACUAUUGUUUGUCACUCAUUGUAGCACGGUUAAUUUACUCCUCCACAUUUUGAAAUAUAGAGGCUCAAGUUGGCUGGCCAACUGUUCAACAUUUAAUAUUUCAGCACUCUUCCUGCCUCCAACACUCCCGAGGCAAAGAGCCAAAGACUCACAAUGGGUCGUCUCCCUGAGAAUGUGCCAUGCACUGAGUAGUAACUCCUAGCUACAUGUAUCUGUGUCCUCUGACCUUUCUGUGUCCUUUCAAUAAACUGUAAUUUUCAGUAAAUGUGUGAAGAAUAAAUGGUUAUUCGUGGGAAAGAA
Molecule: messenger RNA, 2087 nt
Organism: Scophthalmus maximus (turbot)
Lineage: Eukaryota; Metazoa; Chordata; Actinopteri; Pleuronectiformes; Scophthalmidae
Gene: luzp2
Product: leucine zipper protein 2
Exons: 12
Coding region: 156-1217 (353 amino acids)
Source: RefSeq, a predicted model, not a curated record